This is a messenger RNA of Bombina bombina (fire-bellied toad), 2581 nucleotides long. RefSeq lists its product as uncharacterized. Lineage: Eukaryota; Metazoa; Chordata; Amphibia; Anura; Bombinatoridae. The record is from RefSeq and is a predicted model, not a curated record. The coding region runs from base 168 to 1544 and encodes 458 amino acids. The transcript has 9 exons.
GGGAACGCUUGCAAAGUUUUCCAAUCAGCUGCUGGAAAACGAGUUUUAAAUUGGCAAGAAGACGAAAAGGGUCCUGCGUGCAGGAUGUAACGUUUUGCAUGUAAAUGAAAAAGCUGUCUCUGACCAAGUAGAAAGUGUCCUCGGAGAAAUUACAAACCUAAGAAAAGAUGGAGCAGAAAGAUGCUUUGGAUAGUAUUGUAAAAUGUCUGCAACAACCAAAGAGGUCUGCCUAUCCUUCCCCCGGAAAUAUCCUGCACACAGGAAAGCAGCUUCCACGGACGCCAGGCCCAGGGAUUUUGCCUCUUUUACCGUCACAGGCAUUUGAUCCCUUUCAGGGGGACUUGUUUGAGGAAUUAUUUAAAUCAAUCGCCCAGUCUUGUGUCAGUGGAGUAGAUAAUAUUAUCCCUUGUGGUAAACAGCUUUCACGCACUCCCAUAUUAAAAAGCUCUCAAGAAACUAUUGCGGAGUGUAAUUACCCGAAUAAAAAACAAUUUCUUGAUAAAAAUAGCAUAGAAAACGUGGCCCAUAUAUCGAAUGCUUCCAUUCCUGUUGAGAAAUCUGAAAAACAAUUAAACGGCGAAGUAACUGACAGAGAAACAAUUACAAAAAGUUGCAUAGAGAAACAAUACCUGGAGCCUAGAUUGUCUGAAACUGCAAGGGAUCAAAAGAAUGUUGUUUCCGAAUAUGUAAUGAAUACUAAUGAAAUAGACAGUGGAGCGAAAGCACCUGGGUGUCGUAAUACUUUUACCAGGAGAAUAAGUGAAUUGCCUGUUCAAGGGUUAAAUAAGAUUCGGAUUUCAGGUGUGCUGAAAAAGAUGCCUGGUUAUGAGUGUCACAGUGAAGAUCUGGAGUUCCUCAAACACAUGGAAUACCUGGAGAAGGCUAGAGGUUUAAAGGCUGAAUUGCUUUGUCUGAGAAAGGGUCUGACUGCAGCAAACCAGGAAAAGGAAUUAUUAGUGGCCAAAAAGAUCAAAGUGGAACUUGAUAUUCAGAAAAUGAAAGAGUCAUUUGAAAAAGUAGUGGAGCUGGGAAGAUCUUUCCUAUGUAGAACGCAAGACACAGAUUCUGUGAAGGAUUUGGCUCCUCAAGAUGUUUUGAAGAUGUUAAACCCAACAAUGGUCCAACAAGUACAGGGUCAGCAGAUUAGCAGGCUCCUGGUUAUGCGGAAAGAACUGAAAAAGAAACAAAUGGCUGUCAAUAGAACCAACAAGUUGUGUGAUAAAUUCAGCCUAAAGCCUGAGACCUAUAAAGACCCAAAGAAGGAUGUUGAAUCACACCUCCAGCAUUUAAGUGAAGAAAUAGACGACCUCAAAAAUACAGUGCAAAAAGCCAAGGCUGACCUUGGAGCUACAGAGGAAAUUAUACAGAAGAAAAAAGAUCAAAUCACUCGGGAGCUUAACCGCACACCUGUAUCAAAGCAAAACAGUGACAUGAGCGAAGCAGAACAAAAAAAAUUAAACAGAAGACUUAAGAGAAUCGUUCACCGAAAAGAUCUUUUUAUAGAAAGGGAAAAAAUACUGCAGAGACUAAAACUGUCCAUUUAGUGAAUGUGUUAAAGAAAAAUAUAUGAAGGAUGUGAACACACAUUGUGUUUGCAAAAUAUUAUUUGCCAUAGAAUCCUGCUAUUUUUUGGAAGAGAAAUAGCGACGGUGCAAUAUUGUGCUUUUUAUAUUGACUGUAAAGUUAUUUAUUUGUAGACAUUGUAUAAUGUGUGUUUGAAAAUGUGAACUGUACAGCUCCACCUGUUUAAAACGUUUUCAUAGUUUUGCUAUUACUAAUGUUAAAAUAAUGUUGUCUAAGGGGUACACAUCCUUUCAACAACUACUGUAGUACUAAAAAAAAAAGUCAGUAACCAAUUCCCUAUUAUCGUUGCAAUUCAUUUCACACAAACAAGGAUAAUUACUAGAGAACAGUUUCCAUGGGAAGAGGUAGUAGCGCGCAAUCAUAUUACAAGUUGUUAGUUAAAGGGACAGUCUACACGACACCUACACGCACCUUAAAGAAACUGCUGUACCGGGUAAACCACGCACCACUCAUAGAAACAUUAUGAAUGGCCAAAGUGAAUCCAGUACGGUAGGGAAACUUUGUUUAUUCGUGUCGUUUUAAUAUGGCCGCCCCAAUUUCUCCUCACUCCUUUCUCAUUCUGGUAGAAACCACUGCCAGCAGUGCAAAACUAUGGGCGCAGCGUCGUUGAUUUUACAAGUGAGAGCCUUUUGAUUGGACGCAGCUCACACAUAGACGUGCCCACUGAUUGUAUUGGAGGAGUUGUGUGGCCAUCUUAUGGCUGAAAAAUAAAGUAUUUUAAUAAAAAACACUUUAUUUUUGACAAGCAUGAAGUGUCAGUGGAUACGGCGUGGUGUCUCCGUUACAACAAACAAAAUAAGGUAAUAUUAAAUCACAUGUAGACUGUCCCUUUAAGUGUUGCACUUUUACAUUUAACUCUUUUGAAAACACGGUAUUAAGUAUUAACUGCUAUUUUGAAUUUAAAAAAAAAUGCAUUACAAUGCUAUAGAAAUAAAUUAACAGCUGUAAAUUAAAGGGAUAUAAAGCAGUGUUCUUUAAUAAAAAACCUUAAAAGAAA